AUGACGAUGACGAGUGACCGCAGAUUGAAGAGGAGAAUUCAAUCUUGGCCGCUUGAACGCAUCAAAAGUGUGCCCGGUAUCUUCGCUAUCGGCGAUGUGAUCAAGGGCGCCAUGCUGGCCCACAAGGCCGAGGAGGAAGGCAUCGCCUGUGUGGAGAACAUUGCCGGCAAGCACGGCCACGUCAACUAUGGCGCCAUCCCUGGUGUCAUCUACACGUUCCCCGAGUUCGCAUCGGUGGGCAAGACGGAGGAGGAGCUCAAGGCCGAGGGAAUCGAGUACAAUGUGGGAAAGUUUCCUAUGAUGGCCAACUCGCGUGCUCGUACUAUCGCUGAGGCGGACGGCUUGGUGAAGGUGCUGGCCGACAAGAAGACGGACAAGCUGCUGGGAGUGCACAUCAUUGCUGGCAACGCUGGCGAGAUGAUCGCGGAGGGAGUGAUCGGCAUUGAGUACGGCGCUGCUAGUGAAGACCUGGCGCGCACGUGCCACGCCCACCCGACGCUGAGCGAGGCCUUCAAGGAGGCGUGUCUGGCGGCGUUCGACAAGCCUAUCAACUUCUAAGACGAGCGAGAACUGCUCGUAGUAGACUUGGGGUGACGGAGAAUUGAUAAACCUAACGUGUAUUGCGGCAGAGUGCUUAGCGUAUGCACAGGUUAUAUAUGUGGCUCUCGUGCAUCUUGUUCAAAAAGAAAU
Molecule: messenger RNA, 690 nt
Organism: Phytophthora infestans T30-4
Lineage: Eukaryota; Oomycota; Peronosporomycetes; Peronosporales; Peronosporaceae
Product: dihydrolipoyl dehydrogenase, putative
Exons: 1
Coding region: 1-558 (185 amino acids)
Cellular component (GO): oxoglutarate dehydrogenase complex; mitochondrion
Molecular function (GO): dihydrolipoyl dehydrogenase (NADH) activity; flavin adenine dinucleotide binding
Source: RefSeq, a predicted model, not a curated record